UACGCUUCUUUUCACAAAUCACUAGGAAAAAGACAAUUCUGUCUAAAUAGAUGAGUAUAUUUUUCAAUUUAAAUUUAGCAGCAAUUCCAAACCGAAAUAAUCUGCAUGCGCUGUGUGACUCCACAGUUUUAUGUUCAGUUUUUUCUUUUGCUACUCUAUGCAAUCACUUUCAUACAUUUGGCAACUGAACAGACGUGUAACUGCCGAGCUUGCAGCCAAUCCGAAUGCAGAUUACUGCGACGCCAUCAAAACAAACGGGAGCUGUCUCCAGCGGAAGAGUCGGUGACAGCCCGCUGACAGCUAAAGGCGUGUCCUCCAUGUGUAUCCUGCUGUUUAAGUUUGAUCCACGGCCUGCAACUAAAAAUGCUUACAGGCUUAUCUUGGCUGCCAAUCGAGAUGAAGUUUAUAAUAGGCCAGCAAAGGUGGCAGAUUUCUGGGGAGAUUCUGGAGAUAUCCUCAGUGGCUUGGACAUGGAAGAAGGUAAAAAGGGAGGAACUUGGUUAGGAAUCAGCAAAAAAGGAAAGUUGGCUGCUUUGACAAAUUACCUGGAACCUUCAAGUAAUGCUGAUGCCUUAGGCAGAGGUAGCCUGGUCUCUAACUUUCUGAUGGAUAACUUGGAUUGCUUUUCCUACUUGAAAAAAAUCUCAGCUGAAGGCCACCUGUACAAUGGCUUUAACCUGCUAGCUGCUGAUUUUAAGACUACAAUAGCCAGAACAAAAGAAGAUACCAUGUGUUAUUAUGGAAACCGGGGAGUUGAAGUGCCCACUUUCUUGAAACCAGGUAUUUACGGUCUUAGCAAUUCUCUACUUGAAACUCCUUGGAAAAAACUGCAACAUGGCAAGCAGCUCUUCACUGCUGUGGUGAAUCAAAACCUGCCUUCUGAGAGCCUGGUACAGCAGCUGCUGAACGUCUUGAACAAUCAGGAGCCACAGUUACCAGACCCAGCAAUAGAAGAACAAGGGAAAGAUUUUAUCCAUCCCAUUGUUAACAAGUAUGCAGCAGUGUGUGUGCGAUCACCAGGAUACGGCACAAGGACUAACACUAUCAUCCUCAUUGAUGCAACAGGACAAGUCAGUUUUACUGAACGUACAAUGCUUGAAUCUGACAUCAAUCAGUGGAAAACUAGCACAUUUACAUUUACACUUCACGAGUAAGAGACAUUUUUGCUCUGCCAACUGUGGAAUUAUGUUUAGUGCCUUUUAAUGAUCUGUUGAAGUGGAGAAAAGUAUUUGACUCUUUGUUACAAUAAUACACCUCACUGAUUCCUCGCCCCAGCUAACUUUUUCAGUUAUAAAUCAGACGCAAAUAGUGCCCUUCUAGUGCCAUUUUGAAAAAUGAGACAUGCUUGCAUUUUGACUCCUGAAGUUCCUUUAAUCAACAUACUUUAUGUAGAACCACUGAGGCUCCAUAUAGUGUCUGGAUUUUUUUUUAUCAUUUCAUUGCAGGUUUGUGUUGCAGAAACAUUUUUAUUAUAUUUUAAUAUAAUGAGAGUAAAUAUAGAAAUGAGUUAGUUUAUUUAUUAUUGUAGUCUCUACUUCCCAUAACUUAUUCUUUAAAGGCAGCAGUUUGAGCUGAAUCAUGACAUUCAGAAGUGCAAAUAUGAUUAAUAUUAAUACUGUCUCACAUAUUAUGUUUCUUUUACCUUCUAAAAUUUUAAAAUAACAUUAUUUACACUUUGUGUUGAAGGUAUAGGAAUUAUAAUCAAGCUACCAUUGUUUUGCUCUGCUUCACAAAAACAAACACUCUUACUUUUUAAAAAGCAUAUAACUUGCUGCAGUUUUCAAGCACAUCAACUUUUUUUUCCUAAGUAGCCCCCUUCCUUUUUCUCCUGAAUUCCCAUGUGCUAAGAGGAAAUUAAGGUGAGGUAUAAAUGUUUUUUUUUUUUAUAUUAUUACUAUAUAUGUAUUCUCUUAAGUGGGAACAAAAUCACACCACAUACUGUGAGUAGCUGUCAGUCAGCUAGAGACCAAAUGUUGAUAAAAGUCUAAACAAGUCCUAUUAUUUACUUAAGUCAAUAUUAAGUUCAGAUCUUGCGCAGUUUUACAUUUUAUUCUUCUGGCUUGCUGCAAAGCAGACAAGGUUUAUUGCCCAGUAUAAUUUAGUAGCAGUCAUUAUGUAAAGUAUAACAUAAACUAAUUGAUUUAAUGUAAAUUGGUCUUCGUCAUCUGUAUAGGCAGAAUGAAAGGAAAUGUUCAGUAUAUGCACCAGCAAUCUACAGAGAAUAAGACAUGGUUGGGACCAAAAUUUUUACACAGAAACAAAUUAUUUCAAAUCUGUGUCCACACUCAAACCUAAUUUGAGAUGCUAACAGCAGUUAAAAGCUUCACUGUGUGAAAUCAGUGUGCACAGUUUCAACUAAACUCAUGAUACUUACCGGAGUUCACUUUAGCAUCCUUCUUGUUACUAAAGAUCUUGAAUAAUGCUGUAUACUGUGUUAUGGUGUUACAUCACCUAAAGUCAACAGGAGGACAAGUCUGAAGCUUCCCUGGGUCUCAAGUAUCACUGAAGUAAUAAGAUUAAAUUAUUUACAAAAUACAGUACUUUUUUUAGUGGGGUGCAAGAAUACAAUUUUGUUUUACUGAAAAGUAUCAUUAGUCUAAAAAUAUACAUGAAUUGUUUAUUGUUGGUCUAAUUUCAGUUUGUUAAAACUGUACUGCAUUAGAUUACACUUUUCACAGUGAUAAAAGACUGCAAAGUAAACAUAUAAGCUUCCAUUAUAAAUGUUGAUAAUGUUUAUCAAUAAGUAAAGGCACUGAGGUAUAAUAAAGACAAUUGAUCAUUUCUCUUGCCAUUUUUGUACCUGCAAUAUAAAAAAAACCUUCACAUUUUAUAAAUGCAUCUGCUCGGCCAUUUGUUUACAACCAACCCAGUAUUCGUUGCUGUAUGAUCACAUUGGUGGUUCAAUAACUGUCAUCAGUAUAUAGGGAAAAUAUGUUUUCUCUGCACAAAAGUUGGCACAGUGGGUCUGAAGGCUAAAGAUGAAAUGCUAUUCUGGUGAUGUAUUAAGAGUUCAUGUGUUCUUCUUCUGCUUGUGUGGGUUUUCCUCCCAUUUCCCAAAGAUAAGUGUAUUAGGUCCAGUGUGAGAAAUGUUACUGAUUGGUUCCUUGUCAUGUAUUAGCAUCUUAUCCAGAGUUGGCUCCUAUUUUGAUUCUAGCACUGCCAGAAAUAUGUCCAUAUUCCCUAAAAACUGGUUUAAUUGAGUCCAGAAAUAGAUAAAUAAAUGGGCUGCUUUGGUGCUAUUGCUAGUUACAAUAAAGCAGUUUGCCAUCAUGCUGAAUUUUCUUGCAGUCAUCUGUUUGGUCAUCAAACAUUAACAUGUUGAUAUACAACCUAAUUUUUCCAGUUAUCAUCUGUGUAUAGUGCAAUGUAGCAAACUACAGAUAUGGACAAAAAUAUCACCUAAACACAGGGUAUAAUUCUAUUGUUUUAUAACUGUAACAACAGUGAUAUUCAAUUGCAAAUAUCAUAUUUUAAGCUUGUCAGGGUCCAAAAAUUAGGGUCUUAUUUAAAAUACAUUUACUCCAUUUCUUUAAUUGAAAAAUAUGGAUACUGAAGGAUGCUCAGUGUUGACAUUUCUGGCUUUCUUGCAUUAGAUAGAUAGAUAGAUAGAUAGAUAGAUAGAUAGAUAGAUAGAUAGAUAGAUAGAUAGAU
Molecule: messenger RNA, 3651 nt
Organism: Polypterus senegalus (gray bichir)
Lineage: Eukaryota; Metazoa; Chordata; Cladistia; Polypteriformes; Polypteridae
Gene: tango2
Product: transport and golgi organization 2 homolog (Drosophila)
Exons: 10
Coding region: 225-1154 (309 amino acids)
Biological process (GO): Golgi organization; protein secretion
Cellular component (GO): Golgi apparatus
Source: RefSeq, a predicted model, not a curated record